AUGAACGGGUUCAAUUUCCCUCCGCCGCCCGACGAGCCCGUCCCCGUCGUCCCCCGCGACAUCAAGGCCAAGCGCAUCGUCCCGUCGCCCCGCAAAGCGCCCACCGUCCGGAGCGGCAAGGGCUCCAUCUUCGGCAAGGCCUCGAUCCCGUCUGUGUACUGGGCCGGCGACGACCCGACGCCGGGAGGCAACGAGGAGUACACCUUUUACCGCGAGGGCACCCCGCCGCCGAGCGAGAAGGGCGGCGGCCGCCAGCGCGGGCUGAGCCUAUACGACCAGGAGAGGCGGGCCGCGCGCGGGCAGGAUAGGAGGAACCGCAAGUGCUGCGGGCUGAGGAUGUGGGUUUUCUGGCUGCUUGUUUGCCUGAUCAUCCUCGUGGUGCUCGGCGUAGGUGUUGGAGUCGGUGUUGGCGUGGGGUUGGGUGCGUCGAAGGCGAAUCAGUCGGAUGAGAGCGCGGCGCGGACAAGCCCAACAGCAUCAUCUCCCUCCGCGGCGUCAAGCGUAUCAACGACGCCCGCCACUUCAACCAAGACGUCUUCUACUUCAUCGUCAUCACCAACCGCAACCUCCGGCCCCAACGCCUUGUGCCCCGAUGCCGCCAACACGUUCUACAGCCCCGUCGGCUCGGACAAGCGGUUCCUGCGCGUCUGCGGCGUCGACUACUCGGGCGACAACGAGGCCAUCGACAUGUCCAACAUGCUGGCCAGCAGCAUGGGCGAGUGCAUGGACAUCUGCUCCAAGACGGCGCAGUGCACCGGCGCCGGCUGGGGGAAUGUGACGACGGGCGAGGGAACGAUGGAGCUGAGGUGUUGGUUGAAGCGGAAUUUGCAGAGUUCGCAUAGCGCGAAGGAGGGGUGGAAUUUUGCCAUCUUGCAGUGA
Messenger RNA from Colletotrichum chrysophilum, 879 nucleotides. RefSeq lists its product as uncharacterized. The record is from RefSeq and is a predicted model, not a curated record. The transcript has 2 exons. Lineage: Eukaryota; Fungi; Ascomycota; Sordariomycetes; Glomerellales; Glomerellaceae. The coding region runs from base 1 to 879 and encodes 292 amino acids.